This is a messenger RNA of Aedes aegypti (yellow fever mosquito), 5852 nucleotides long. RefSeq names its product histone deacetylase complex subunit SAP130 (gene Sap130). Gene Ontology annotation, biological process: negative regulation of transcription by RNA polymerase II. The coding region runs from base 728 to 4735 and encodes 1335 amino acids. The transcript is spliced from 6 exons. NCBI's taxonomy places the organism in Eukaryota, Metazoa, Arthropoda, Insecta, Diptera, Culicidae. The record is from RefSeq and is a predicted model, not a curated record. Gene Ontology annotation, cellular component: Sin3-type complex.
GCGACGAGUAGUGGAAAGCGCGUACAAGUCGGAGUGCAAUUUCGCGGAGUGUGCGUUUUCGUGGAUAAUUCUGCCGCAAAUGGUGCGUUUUUCUCGGGAAAAUUGCUGAAAAGUGAAAAACAUUGUUCGCGGAACGGAGUUUUGCUGUUGUCGAAACGUUUCCGGGGAGAAUUUGGCGUGAAAAAGGGAAUUUUUCCGAAGCCACCCCAAUGCCAACCAAUCUUUGGUUACAGACGAGGAAAAGCGGAUCAUUGAGCGUUUUUUGGGCUUAAUUGCCGCUCGAAGCCUUGAUUUCAGCUGGACUGACGGAAGUAUUCCUGUUUUUCCAUUUGGAACUGGACGGACCGUGUGAAAAAAAAGUGAAUUUCGGGAGUGAAAAUUUGUUGGGUUAAGUUGGCGGACAGCACGCGAAAAAAAGAUACAAGACUUCCCUCGCGCAGAUCACACACUUUUGGCCAUGGCCCGCUUCGCUUUGUUGCUAAGGAGAAUUGCGAGCUGCCACAGGAGACUUCGGAUCCGGAAAACAAGCCAAAGUUAAAGUAGGCGACACAGUUUAGAUCCAGUAGUGAAAAUCUUUGUAGACUGAAGACGGAAAAGAAGAGGAGUUGAACAUAAAAACUUUUACUUGAACGCUGGCAUUGUGAAGAAAAAUUCUAAAGAACAGUUUCCCGACAAAGGAAGAUAAGAAAGCGGUGAAAACCGACGAUUAACUGGGCCACAAUUUGGCAUGAGCACUCCGGAUAACGGAGACAAAUCAGGUUCCGGAGGAGGAACAGCCAAAAUGCAAUCAUCUACGGGAUCGUCUUCGGGGGGAGGCCCUGCGGGAAGCGCUGGUGGACCGGGAUCCGGUGGGCUCGGAACGACUGGCCCGACAACCUAUCCGAUCGAUUUGGCUUCGGCAUCCAAGGUUUUGGUGCGGCCAACCGAGAAAACAAACAUGCCAACGACGUACAGAAUCAACAACUCGGCCGGCAAUCAGAUGCGAGUGGUUAUACCGAGCAAUGCAGCGCAGACAUUCUAUCGUCACUCGAUCAACUUGAAACCAGAUCCAUCGUCAAAUCGUACGCAAAUAACAGCUCUUCCGGCGAGGACCGUAACGCAGACAUCGAUAACAGUUUCACGUCCGCAAACACCAGGCACUUACAAUGUCCCAUCGAGGGUUCCCACAACGGUAGCAAGCAUUCAAGGCCCCAGAGCUACCCUAACUGCUCCGAUACGAAUCCCAACGCCUCCAAUCAGUGUGGCAAAUAUCAACACAUUUGUGCGACAGUCAGUACCCUCACGCACUUCCUCUCCGUCGGCCACCAUCAUUUCUCAAGGAACGUCAGCCUGGAUGCCGAACGUUCAAGUGCAAGUUCCGACUCAGUUGAUUCGGUCCGGCAACCUCAGCCAAGCUCCCAGGGCACGUGUCGUUGCGCAAACUAUCCCCGCAAAUCAAUCAUCAUCAAAUGUGAACAACGCCACAAUCACAGCUAACGUGGUAACUCAUCCUACAUCGACCCAAGCCGGUCAGCAAAAUGUCUCCCUCAGUGGAACGAACCCAUCGCAAGCAUUUGUGGCAACAUUGGCAACCGCAGUACUUCCACCGCAAAGGCAAAUUACGUCGACGCUGGUCUAUACCAAUAACAGCUCUCAACAACCUUACUCCAGUGGCACCAAUCCUCAGCGGUUAACUCUUGCCACUACUACCCUUUCUCCCCAGAGACCGACUGGAGUGAGACCAAUUCAACGUCUCCCCACAUCGAACCUCGGAGUCCGCGUAACAGCGGGAAGCAUCAGUAUCCGUACUCCAAGCGUACCAGUCCUUGCCCCUACCACCGUAUUAACAACUAUUGCAUCUGGGACAGCCGGAACACAGAACCGCAACUCAUCGGUCUCUACGGCAAACAUCUCGAAUACCAUCCCAGCUCGUAUCAUCCAAGUGCAAAAUCCGCAAAGCGGUCAAAUCAUCAGCGGAGGCCGACUCCCCACUAAUUUGGUGAACAUUCAACCUCUGAUCGUUAGUAAUAACCGUAUUCCUCACAGUAAUAUUCAGCCUAGUUUGACAAUUGCGCAAGUAAGCAAACUGACUUCAGUUGGUGCUACGCCGUUGUCCAAUAGUUCCGGAUCGACAUCGGCCAGUCAAGAUGUGGGGAGCGGCGGUGGAGGCACAACAACCCUUCAAACCGCCUCUGGACAGCAAAUUGUCGUUAGUUCCGGGCAAGCCAGUGGAUCUACGGCCACCAUAAUCACCGGUAACUUGAUAUCUAAUCAAUCCGGUAGCGGAGGCGUUCAAUCGCAAUCGCAAGGCCAAAUCGCCCAAAUAGUGAACGUGAAUCCCGGUUCGGUGGGCUCUGGAUUGUCCGGUCAGGCACCGCAGAUUGUAACCGUUAGCCAAGGGCAAGUGAUUGGAACCCCACAAACCAUAUCGGUAUCCAAUUCUGGUGGUUCUGGAUCGACCACGGUCAUUCCCAUUCCACUGGCCAUCACGGGAGGAAGAAACACUACCACCAUACCGGUAUCAGUUGCUACCUUAUCCGGAGGACAGAAUCCGAUAAGCAUCGUUUCCGGAGGAAGUACGAUCACUGGAAUCGUACGAACCACAACAAGUGGCGCCGGAUCCGGACUUGCGAGCUCAACGAUGUCAUCGAUUCUACCAAUUGCGAAAGUUACGCCGCAACAGUUGAGUAGUUUAAGCACGAUUGAAGCCGUUAGCAGUUCGGCCCCGUACUCAGUUUCUGGCACCGGUGCUUCUUUGUACAUACAGACAAGACCCCAGCAUCCAAGUGCAAUCGUUACGACAGUUGCCAGUACUGGAAAGUCCAGUUCAUUGAAUGUCGUCUCCGGAGGUAGUUCCGGUUCGGGUGCAACGCUUUUCCCCACUUCUACCUUGUACUUUGAACGUGUAACGGCUUCACCAGCCUCAUCCAGUCAACCGGUUACGACCUCAGGAUCGGGUGCAAUAGCAUUGGUGCAGAGUGCUUCCUCGCUGACAUCUACGACAAUCACAACAACGAGCGCCAUAAGCGGCCCAGUGUUCUCGAUAUCUUCCAGCGCAUUGAACAGUGGCUCUACAUCUACGGGAAGCAGCUCCGGAACUAUAGUAUCCGGGGUAUCCAGUGGCCAAUUGAGUUCCUCCAAUGUAAUCACAACAUCGGGACCACCUUUGCCAUACUCGUCUACGAGCGGUUCGUUUGCCAUUGUGCAGGCUUCCGGGCGGAACAUAUCCGGACCAAUUCAUGGAAUCGUGUCAUCUUCCACUGCAUCCGCACAAUCCGGAGGUCAGUUCCAAGCGCAAUCUCAGCAACCUCAGUCCCAACAAUCGACGACACAAAUUCAAGCCGUUCCAGUUCGAUUUCAUCCGCAGUUACUAGUUGAUGGCGGUCAAGCACAGCAAAUCAUAAUGACGGGUUCUGCUCCCGGGCAAUCGCAACAACAACAGCCAUCACACAUGCUCAUUCCGGUCAAUCCCGGUGGUAAACUAGAAUCCCCUCAGUCCAGCAUACUGCGCAAACGGGGAGGAUCUCCCAUUAAGGCGGGCAAGGAUCUCACUCAAACUCUGAUCGCCAUGGGGAAAGAAAGAGCCCGGGACCGAGAAAUGGAACAACGCGAACGAGAGCGGGAACGCGAAAUGUCUCCACCAUCUCGACCCGCUUCCACUGAUGGAUCCACAACAGUCAGUGCCACAUCCAGUCCAGGAGCCGAUCAGCAAGAACAGGAAGAAAUCAAAGCAAUGGCGUUUGCCAACCGGAACGCCAACAGUGAUUUGCCCUUCAAACCAGUUCACGAGGAAAUCUUCCUCCACGGGCAGCAACCAGCUUCAAAUCAAGAUUCUCAACAACUCGGACAUCCGUUCCAUCAUGGAUCGCUACCGCAUCAGAACUCCAUAGCCGGUGGAAGCAGCAACGGAAAUUAUGAGCAAUCGCCACGCAAGAAACCUCGCAAACAGAACGUCGCCGAAGGGCAGAAGUCCGUCACGAAUAGUUUACAGUUUUUCGCAAACAACGAACUGGACAACAGCUACCGUAUGGAUACCACCGGAGCGCAAAACUUGGCAACUGCUGCCGCAACAGUGACGGCGGCCGCAGCGAUAGUGGAAAGCAUCGCAGCUCAACAACAGCAACUGCUUCAAGCGAAGCAAAGUGGAAGCGCUCUGACAACUGCGGAGUCCAACAGCAGAAGCGCUGCUAGCGCUGUUAAACACGAUACCCAGCAAAGCCAAGGUGCAACAGGUAUCGCGAGUAGCGUAGUUACGGUGCCUGCGAAGGAUGCCCCUGCGACGUCAAUAGCCAACUCGCGUAAACCUCGGAACGUGAGUUUGUUAGAGUCAUACAAACAGAGCUGGAAGGCGGCCAACAAUCACUUCCAGCGCUACACGGACGUGAAACAACGGGAGGAAAGGCGUCCCACCAUCGUCGACAUUGCCAAUCAAUCGCACGUACUACAGAAGGUCAACGGUUGGAAGAUCUACCAUCUCAGUGCACAAAUUGAAGAUUUGUGCGAGCUAGAAUCUCAAGCGUAUGACAAACUAGAUCAGAUGUUGAAAACGAUGGAAGCCACACCGAAACCGUCGGCGGAAAUUGAACGAAUCAAUGAGCUGCUCAAGGGCAACAUGCAACGCAGCAAGAUCAUCAUCGACGGGAUCAACGAGGCGCGGACGCAAAUCAUGAAGAUCUUCGACCACAAAACGCACGUUUCGGACAUCAUCCAGCGGUGCGCCUCGAAGCGAAACUUCAAGAAGCGAGAGAAAAGCUAAGCGGAAGUCCCACCGCGGGAACGUUUGUACAUAUUUCAAGCGACGGAAGCAAAACUUUCGUCGUCGAUGCUUCUUCGUUCAUCAUUGUAGAUUUUUGCGAAUUGUUUUGAAACUCUAUUGAUAAGAUAAAUUGUGACCGGAUGUCGUUUCUAUAUCGUAACUCUUCUUGGUAGUAUUUGAUCUACGAACUGUGUACAUUUUCGCAGAGAUUGUGUGCGCGAGCAAACGCGAUUAAAAUUAGAUUUUAGAGAGCCUAUAGAUUUAAAUUAUUCUUGCUAAAUGGUGGAGACACCAUGUUUUGAAAAUUAUUUUUAGUGAUUCUUUAGGUCGUUUAGGUCGACACAUUGUUCGAAGCUUAUUCAGAGUUAGUUUUAUUGCUACGAUUAGCCGUGGGAUCACCUUUGCUAGAUAGGGAAAAUGGGGCGGCAACUUUCCGCACUAGAAACCAUUAGAUGUUAAGCUCUUAAAGUAUUUUCAAAGGUUUUUCGUGCAAUAACAUGUUUUAUUAAUGGCACGAGAGGGAGGAAGAGAAAAUGAAGAAAAUCGAAAAAAGUAAACCCUGCUGGUGAAAAUCGGAGGUUGCCUCCCCGAAUUGUGUUAGAUUUCCCGAGGGAUCCCUUUAUUGUGUUUAGGAAAAUAUUUUAAACAUGUUUAGUGAUAAUAUACAGAUUUAUUUUGUAAUAGUGUCAUAACAGGUUGAACUUUAUUAAAAAUUAAGUGCAUGGUGGUAAAUGUCCAGAAUGAAAAUUAAGAAUUUCAGUUUGUUUUACCUCUAUGAAGUAAGAUUAUUUCUAUAUUUCAUUAAACUCCUUCCUUGAUUAGUAACUUAACACCCGCAGAACUCAUCGAUAAUUGAGCAGAAAGUAAGCUUAGGAAAUAAGACAUGGUUUUAAACUGCUGAUGCAAUUCAAGUUCAAACGCAAGAUGGCAUACUUACAAACACCCCUAAUAGAGAUGUAGCAGUAGAAGUGCGAACAUGUUGGUUCUUUGAAGCUCCCAUCAGAAUUGGCAUAAGUAACUAAGAGCGGGGGUUGCUAAUUCUCAAUUUUACAUUUACGAAGCAAAUGUGUGUUACAAAGUAGCAGUUAUUUCGUGAAAGAUCAAAUGACAAUUAGUA